Chrysochloris asiatica (Cape golden mole) is the source of this 1232-nucleotide messenger RNA. RefSeq names its product queuine tRNA-ribosyltransferase 1 (gene QTRT1). The coding region runs from base 19 to 1230 and encodes 403 amino acids. Gene Ontology annotation, molecular function: tRNA-guanosine(34) queuine transglycosylase activity. The record is from RefSeq and is a predicted model, not a curated record. The transcript is spliced from 10 exons. Gene Ontology annotation, cellular component: cytosol. Lineage: Eukaryota; Metazoa; Chordata; Mammalia; Afrosoricida; Chrysochloridae.
GUGGUUCCGGUAGCCAAGAUGGCGGCAGUCGCCAACCAGACUUCUGUGGAGUCGGCACCCCGAAUCUUGCGGCUGGUGGCCGAGUGUAGUCGCUCCAGGGCUCGGGCGGGCGAGCUGCGGCUGCCGCACGGGACAGUGGCCACUCCGGUGUUUAUGCCGGUGGGCACACAGGCCACCAUGAAGGGCAUCACCACCGAGCAGCUGGACGCGCUGGGUUGCCGCAUCUGCCUGGGCAACACCUACCAUCUGGGUCUGAGGCCGGGUCCAGAGCUGAUCCAGAAAGCCCAUGGGCUCCACGGCUUCAUGAAUUGGUCCCACAACCUGCUGACGGACAGCGGUGGCUUCCAGAUGGUGUCCCUGGUGUCCCUUUCUGAGGUGACAGAAGAGGGCGUUCGCUUUCGCUCCCCCUACGAUGGCGCUGAGACCCUCCUGAGCCCGGAGAAGUCGGUGGAGAUCCAGAACGCUCUGGGCUCGGACAUAAUCAUGCAGCUCGACGAUGUGGUCAGUAGUACUGUGACGGGGCCACGUGUACAAGAGGCGAUGUACAGGUCAAUCCGUUGGCUGGACCGGUGCCUUGCAGCCCAUCAGCGGCCGGAUAAGCAGAACCUCUUUGCUAUCAUCCAGGGUGGGCUGGACGCAGAUCUCCGAGCUACCUGCCUAGAAGAGAUGACCAAGAGGGAUGUGCCAGGCUUCGCCAUCGGGGGCCUGAGUGGGGGUGAAAGCAAGGGCCAGUUCUGGAAGAUGGUGGCGCUGAGCACCUCGCGGCUGCCUAAGGACAAGCCCAGAUACCUGAUGGGGGUCGGCUAUGCCACUGAUCUGGUGGUCUGUGUGGCUCUCGGAUGUGACAUGUUCGACUGUGUCUUCCCCACGCGGACUGCGCGUUUUGGCUCUGCCCUGGUGCCCACGGGGAACCUGCAGCUGAAGAAAAAGCAGUAUGAGAAGGAUUUCAGCCCCAUCAACCCGGAGUGUACCUGUCCAACGUGCCAGAAGCACAGCCGGGCCUUCUUGCACGCACUGCUCCACAGUGACAACACUGCUGCCCUGCACCACCUCACGGUCCACAACAUCGCCUACCAGCUGCAGCUGAUGAGCGCGGUGCGGGCCAGCAUCGUGGAGAAGCGCUUCCCUGCCUUCGUGCGGGACUUCAUGAACACCAUGUAUGGGGACCCCACCCUUUACCCUCCCUGGGCCACUGAAGCCUUGGCAUCUGUGGGAAUCACACUGGGCUGACC